CACUUUCAGUUGAGAGUUGGUCUUUGGUCGUUGCGUUACUAGUUCGUUAGACGCGUUGUGCAGUUGUGCUUGUGGUUGUUGUGAAUGAGGCGGUGUUCUCGUGACAUCGUUUUAGUGUUUGUCUUCAAAUUUACUAAUUAAAUAUAGGCUACAAUGUCGUCGAAAACUACGACAAAGAGGACAACUGUCACGUCCUCUUCUACAUCAGUGGGAGCGUCUACUUCUCAAGGGAGACCUUCCAGCCCUCUCAGCCCUACGCGGAUAAGCCGGCUCCAAGAGAAAAAUGACUUGAGUAAUUUAAACGAUCGAUUGGCGGUUUAUAUCGAUAAAGUCAGGCAUCUUGAAUCUGAAAAUGGACGUUUGACUAGAGAAGUUCGCUCCUAUGAAGAAACAAAAACCCGGGAAAUCACCAACGUCAAGUCUAUGUAUGAAGGAGAACUUUCAGAUGCUAGAAAACUGCUGGAUGAACUUUCACGUGAAAAGGCUAAAUUGGAGCUUGAUUUACGUAGAAUGUUUGCUGAAAAUGAAGACCUGAAAAAUAAGAUGGACAAGAAGACUCAAGAUUACAUUCUGGCAGAGGCCACCAUCUCUGGCUUGGAGUCUCGGCUCAAUGAUCUGCAGAAGAACUACAACCAGUCACAGUCCGACAGGAAGAAGCUCAAUGAUGAGAACAAGAAAUUGGUGAAGGAAAACUCCUCACUGACCCUGCAGCUGGGAGAGAGCAAGAAGAUGGCUGAGGAGGAGAUCCUCAAGCGUGUGGAGGCCGAGAAUCAGCUGCAGACUGCUCGUGAGGAUCUUGACUUCAAGGAGAAGCUCUUCCAGAAGCAGAUGGUGGAGACUCACACUCAGCAGAAGCGUGAGAUCACGGAGAUUGACGGUCGAUUGGCUCAGGAGUACGAGGAGCGGUUGUACGCCAUGCUGCAGGAUGUGCGCAGGCAGUGCGAGGAGGAGCUGCGGCGCACCAAGGACGAGAGCAACGCUCUCUAUGAGGAGAAGAUUAACAGUUUGGAGCGACAACUGGACCGUAACAGCAACCAGGCGGCCAGUGCCAUAGAGGAGAUGCGCAAGAUGUCGGUGCGCCAAGAGGAGUGGCAGCGCAAGUUGUCUGACAUGGAGGCUGCCAAUGCUGCUCUCACGCUGCAAGUGCGUGACUUGGAGAAGCAGCUGGAGAAUGAGCGCAACCGACACAUGUUGGAGUCUUCCCGACAGGAACGUGAAUUGUCUCGCCUGCACGAAGAGAUGCAGCAGCGCAUGCAGGAAUACCAGGAUCUCAUGGACAUCAAGGUACAACUGGACCUGGAGAUAGCGGCCUAUCGCAAGCUCUUGGAGUCGGAGGAAGAGCGAUUGAACAUCACUCCAGUACAUGGUACGCCCGGGCGCCCGGCUAAUGUCUCCCGCUUGACCCCACUGCGCCGUGACACGCCAGCUCGCUCGGCCAAGCGCAAGCGCACUACUCUGCUGGAGGACAGUGAGACCAGCAGCCUCCAGGACUACACGAUCUCGUCCAGCUACAAGACUGACUUGGAGGUGGUGGAUGUUGAUCCUCAAGCCAAGUUUAUAAAGCUGCACAACAAAGGGAACAGGGAGCUGCUGGUGGGCAGGUGGCAAGUGAUGGCAAAGACCAGUGAUGAGUCAUGUUCAUUCAAGUUCCGAGCUAACUCCAAGGUGAAGGCAGGAGACACCGUGACUAUCUGGUCUCAGGACUCCGGACAAGACCAUGAGCCGCCCCACCACCUCGUCAUGUCGGGACAGCAGUGGACCGUGGCAGAUCAGAUGACCAUCCAGAUACUGAACCAGGCCGGAGACGAGGUGGGACUAGUGGAGAGGAAACGAACCCAGUUGUCUCUGAGCCGAUCCAGACAGAGUGGAACAGAGCUCUACCAUCAACAGGGCGACAGAGAGCAACCAGAAGAAAGGUGUGCCAUCAUGUAGACAAGUGCAAUCGUGCAUCAUUUAACUACACAGACUCAGUUUUAUUUGUUUCAAAAGGACUGGUUGCCGUUCAUGAAGAGGAGGCUGGACACGUUGUGGAUGUGAGGUGCUAUUGUUGUGUUCAACAGUUCCUGUUGUCAGUAGAUUACAAUACAUACAGUUCAUUUCAAA
Molecule: messenger RNA, 2103 nt
Organism: Homalodisca vitripennis (glassy-winged sharpshooter)
Lineage: Eukaryota; Metazoa; Arthropoda; Insecta; Hemiptera; Cicadellidae
Product: lamin Dm0-like
Exons: 10
Coding region: 154-1932 (592 amino acids)
Source: RefSeq, a predicted model, not a curated record